Daphnia pulex (common water flea) is the source of this 4037-nucleotide messenger RNA. RefSeq lists its product as uncharacterized. The coding region runs from base 186 to 2573 and encodes 795 amino acids. NCBI's taxonomy places the organism in Eukaryota, Metazoa, Arthropoda, Branchiopoda, Diplostraca, Daphniidae. The transcript has 7 exons. The record is from RefSeq and is a predicted model, not a curated record.
UAUUUUUUAAAAUAUGCGAUAACGAUUUCGUAAAGAAACUUUUGCCUCUCAAUUUCUUUCAGUUCAGUUGUUAAGUGAAUCUUGUACAAUUAAGUGGCUGAAUUAUUGGUCGACUAGUUUCAGCAAAAUUAAAAUUACUCCAACACAUUUUUAAUUUUUCUAAAGCGAAAUCACCUUCUUCAACUAUGGCCCAAAGCAGACGAUACUCACGGUUUUAUUCGUGGUCUGUCAUUUUGGCUGUCGUAUUUUCUGUGGCAACAACACAAGAGACAUUUUCUCAGAGAAGAGCAAAAUAUUUGGAGGAGAAGAGAAGACUAGCAGCCGAAAAAAGAUGGGCAGAGGAAGACAGACUUGGGAUUCCAACUACCACCACCACAACUACGACGACUACGACACCUAAACCUUACCACGAACUGACACCAUAUGAAAAACUUGAUGUUGCCAAUCGGAACAUUGCCAAAGGAGAUGAGGCUGAAUUCAUGGCUAAACUCAGUCAGCAUAUGAAUUGGGAACAGUUUCUGACUCCUAUUCCCAUUAGUCUGGGAGUCCUCGGCAGUCUAAUGAUGUCAGCUACGCAAACCAACGAUUUCACCAUCAACGAUCACAAGCCCGUUGGAGGUUUUCAGUACAUGCGACAUCCGACCAGUUUUCGCCAAUCUCUGAUGCAAAUCGGUCACGAAAGUUACAAGGCCUUCCUGGUAGCACACAGCAAUAUGAACAAGAUUCGACUGUCGACACUCACUGUUCCCUCCUACAUGAACGAAGCUACUCGAAUUUUAGCAACUGGUAACUUUACAGUCAUUCAAUCCCGUCUUCAUCGACCAUUACGAGUUGUGAGAACUGCCAUUAACGACAGUUUAAACUGGUCAUUGAAAGUGGCCAUCCAAUUCGAGUACUUGUCCAAUCUGACGGAUGAGGUCCAUUUGACGGCUGUUAGUUCCAAAAGUGCUAAAGAAGGUACCAAGUUGAGUGUGGUCGAACAACAGUCCCUUAAAAAGCUGACGAGCGAUAGUGUCCAACAGCAUCUAAAUCAAAUUGAAAAGCAGUUAAAGGACGACCUAAAGAAGAGUGAUCGAGCUCAUGAAGACUUAUUGCAAGCCUGGCUUUCCAAACCGACAGCCUUUGAACGCUUGGGCAUGGACAUUGGACAAUUUUUUCUAAACGAUGUUUUGGGCGGAUUAUUUGGCCUGUUUUCCUUUGGGAAAAGUUCUUGGAACAAACCGCAGACCAAUGAUGAAAAUAAUUCCACUUCCGCGAGCAAUUCUUCCUACAACGAUCCUUGCAUUCCCAUGCAUUCACUUCUGGUAAUUGUUCUUUACACAACCGGCCAAUCAAUUUCUACCGACUAUCCGACGUUAGAAUCCAUCAAUUCCAAGAACGGUCGUUAUAACGCCACCACACACUCAGAUUAUUUGGCUUCCGCUUUGAAAAAGGUAACCAAUUGUCAGCCUAUCAGCGAUGCCAUUGUCACCGGACAGAAAUAUGUUGAAAGUAUGCACAAGCUGGCGCAUAAAACCCCAACUCUUCCGGAAAAAAGUUCAAAAAGUGAUCGAGAAACAGCAUCGCGCGCCUUUGAAGAAGAGAGGGGAAAAGAAUUUUCUCGCAUCAAGAAACUGGAAAAGAGUUUCAUCGGUCAAUGUCUCCAGUUGAAAGAAAUGGCUCAGAAGGUACCUACAGCCAACAUACCUCCCAUUGUGGCCUCAGAAAUUCCCAACGAGUCGCGAGCAAGUCGCCAAGCAAUGGCCAUGGCCAAUUAUAAAAUCAAACUGCACACGAAAUCGCUCGAGGAGCUGAGAAACAAUUUGGAUAAGAAUUGGAAAUUGGCGAUAAAUAAAACCGAAGAAUUGGUCCGAAUUUUACAAGAGAUGUCCAUUUUGAAAACAGAAGAGAUUCAAUUCGAGAAGGCCAUUAAAAUGCUCCACAUGGGGCUGACUCAAUUGAGUGAAUUAAAGGAAAAUUGGUCUAAUUUGGUUCGUUUCUUUGUUAGCAUAUCCUCGGUCAUCGAGUCGAUUGGCAACAAACAUCUAGAGGACUUCAGCAAAGAUAUUGAAACGACUAGCCAAUCGGUGAGAAAUAUCCACAAAAUGAGCGUCAUCAACGGUAUUCACGUUAAAGCGACCCGGGCGAAUCAAGCUACCGCCCUAGUUCACGGAAUGGCUGACACUUAUUUCAAGAUAUCCACCAAAUAUUUGAUGCCCAAUGUUCAAAAGUUGGACCGACUUAUGGGUCUGAAGCCUUACCAGAUACCUUACGAACGCCAGUUGCUGUUGCAAUCAUGUGAGCGUGAUUCAGCCGAAAUCGGGCACCUGAUUGUCGAUGGAAGACUUCAACUAGUCGAGCAGGUAGCAGCUAGAGUUCGCCAGGUCAAGAAUGAAUACAAAUUUCUGGACGAUUUGAGAGAGAGAGCAAAAGAAGAAGAACGAACGAAGAUAUCUGAAGAAAAAAACAAUCUUGUUCUGAUUGGACAAUUACCGGAAGAAGAAUUACAAGCUGAAGUGGAGAAAGAAGUUAAAACUACUAUUGAAAAGGAUAUCUUUUUGAGUCAAGAUCCUAUUGAAGAAGAAGAAUUUUAAUUUCACCGCGCAAUAUUUCCGCGUUGUUGCCCCCAUUUAAUUAGUAAUAUGUUUACUUUGAAUAUUAGAUGUACUUUUAAAAAACACUGCUGAAAAAUAAUAAUAAAUACCUAUCCUGAAAAUGUUGUAGGUAUAUGUCAAUUAUAAGCAAAAGUAAUUUUUUAAGGAUAGCUUAUUACAGCCUGAUGUUAAUAUCUUAUUUUAUGUUCUUGCAAGGCGAAGGACUGGUAGAUUAUUGAAGUGUAGUUAUAACAGUCUAAACGCUAAUCUUGCACCGAGUUUUACUUUGACUGCCAUGAUUCCGUCUCUGACUUUAUUUCUACUUUUAUGCAUCAAAGUUCACUUAUUAAAGCUCUCAUCCAUCAUAUUUUUGUAUUUAUUCAUCUUCCCUCCAUAAGACCCGACUUUCAAACAAUUCUCAGAACGACAAUUACCUUUUUGAAUUAUUUUCGGGAUGCAGGUUCUUAUUCCUUUAGCUGUUAACGUUUUAAUUUCAUACGAUAUCUUCUCACAUUUUCCUGGACGACGGCAGUGCUGUUGUUCUCCUGGGUUCUUUCUCUUCGUCAUCAUUUGUUCCACUUGCUGCGAUAAUUUCUACAAUUGUUGAUAACAAUAACGUUUUUGGUCUUAUUCAAGUUGAACCCAGAUGAACCCCCUUGAAGGCUUGAACCCCCAGGAGUCCACAACUCUACAUCCAUCUCAUUGACAUUCUUUAUGACACCUUGUACUCUAGUAGAGGAAUUUUGUACUUCUUUAUCGAAUCAUGCAUCGUUCGUCUGCGCGGGAAUCGUUUUUCGCUGUAACGCUGUUGCUUGGUGGAGUUUGAGUUGACUGUAUGCUGUAUCGUCUUCUGUCUGGUACGGUCGAAGAACAGAAACUUAAGAUUACUUUGUAUGGAAUAUUUGUUAUUUAACCUGUGGCUGUACCUGUGUAAAGUAGAGAUGAACCAUAUUAUGUCAUUUUGUUUUCUAAGUUUUGGGCACAGAACGACGGAACCAAAUCCUAUACCAUGACAGAACUAUGUGCAUAAAAAAAUAACAAAUUUUGAGAAAAUAUAUAUUUUUUGUGUUGGUUCUUUUUAAGGAAACUGUCCGAAGCUAUUAAUUGAACCUGUCCAACUCUCAAAUGGGAUGCUGCAUAUUUCAGUUUUAUUCAAUUUUGAAAGGUCUGAACAUCAUCUUUGAUUUACCUAUCUUCCAACUGAAAGCAGAUCAACAGGCAACAGCACUAACAGUUAGGCCACAGUGUAAGUAUUUAAUACUGUGUUCUACAACCAACACGAUGACCAGCAGCACUUUGAGACUAGGCCUUUUUCAAAGUCAAAAACUACUUUGACGCAGGUACCAACAAUCACGUUGGUAAUAACCUAAGUUGAAAUCAGGAACAACGGCUCAAUAAUAUUCCAAAUCAUCAAGGUGUUCAUGUCAGUAUUUGAGAUGGAGAAUCAAUGCUUCCACAACUACA